AUGCAAAGGUUUAGUCCCCUAUCUGUAAAUAAGCCUAAAUUUAUUCUCGUUUAUUUUGAAUGGAAGCAGAAUCAAGAGGAUUUUCUCAACCGAAUCGCAUGCGGUGAAGAACAUAUUUUUAAUGAAGCAUAUGAUACUGAAUUCUCACCGGCAUUUAAUUCAAACAAUACUAAUCAAUCAGUUUUUGAUAUUAGUAAUGCUACAAAGGCUCGUCAACUUGGUAUAGUACAUGGUGUAAAGUUGGCUUCAGAAUUCGGUUUCUGUUAUGGAAUGGUUUUGGAAAUUAUCACUUCUAGACAACAACUUCCAUAUUCCAAUGACAUCCUCAAUGAUCAUAGUAACAACAAUAAUCAUCUGAAUAUAACUAAUAAUACUAAUUCGAAUACUCAAUUACAAUUAGAUAAAAUGAAAAAAAAUCAUCAAAUUUAUAAAAUAGCACAACAUUUAUAUCAAUAUUUAAUUGAAUCACCAGGUCUAAUACAAUUAUCUAAUUAUCCACAAUUAAAUAAAUCUAUUCAUUAUAUAAUUGACGAUGAUGACAAUAAUAAUAAUAAUAAUAAUGAAAUAUUGAAAUAUUUAAGAAAUAAAAUGAAACAAUUAAAAAGUUUAUUAGAUAUACAUUCAAUUGAAGAGAAAAUGAAUAAUUAUCUAACUUUUUAA
Molecule: messenger RNA, 660 nt
Organism: Schistosoma mattheei
Lineage: Eukaryota; Metazoa; Platyhelminthes; Trematoda; Strigeidida; Schistosomatidae
Source: the annotation of a GenBank genome assembly